Molecule: messenger RNA, 342 nt
Organism: Penicillium oxalicum
Lineage: Eukaryota; Fungi; Ascomycota; Eurotiomycetes; Eurotiales; Aspergillaceae
Exons: 2
Coding region: 1-342 (113 amino acids)
Source: RefSeq, a predicted model, not a curated record
AUGACGACCCUAUGGCAAGAGCUCUUUGCGGCUGGAGCCUACGGAUGUAAGCUCACAAUCCUCGGGGCCCAGUUCGAGCUGCAGGCGCAACAACUCAAGCUCCGGCUGAACUGCCUGAAGGAUGGGCGCUCAUCUCCUGGCCCAGAGCUGUCUAAAAUGGCAAUCGCUCGAGGAAAGAGAAUCUUGACACUGGACCAGGGUGUCGAUCUGACGAUCCGGCUAGCAGCAGCGCGACUGAUGGUCACACAAAUUAUCGCCGGCUCCUGGUGGCUGCUUGUCAUGUACAGUGUGUCCCAGCAGGAGGUUUCGAGAGCACAUCAUGCAGCCUGCGCACUCGUGUGA